AUGGACGCCCAGACGAGAGCGCAUUGGGACAAGGACCUCAAGGACCUGCAUAUGGUCUACGACUACAACGCGAAGGACGAGCAGGGCAACCCCGAGAAGUGGAGAUAUGAGAUCUGGUUCCAGAUGGAGGACCGCGUGGUGUACGCAAUCCACGGCGGGCCAAUGGCCGGGCGCAUCAAUUACCAGACUUGCAGCUUCCAAUGCAUCCGCCCUGGCGAGCUGUGGCAGUGCAAUUGGUUGGAAGAGACGGGGACCAUUGUGUCCAUGGUCUACGACAUUCCGAACAAUAGGAUCACGACCUUGAUUGCGUUUUCAAAAGGACACUGGGAGCAUGCGGCGGAAGCGCACGGCGACAAGCGGAACCCAGAGGACUUUGAGAGAUGGAGGGGCCUCGCACGGAUCGGGUGCCACAUUGACCGCCAUAUGCUGCCCGAGCAAGCAGACAUUCUGGAGGUGUACCGGGGAAAGGGUGAUUUGAAGCCAAUCGAACAUGACUGGCCCACUGUGUAG
Messenger RNA from Diplodia corticola, 510 nucleotides. Its product is annotated as phenol acid carboxylase. The transcript has 4 exons. NCBI's taxonomy places the organism in Eukaryota, Fungi, Ascomycota, Dothideomycetes, Botryosphaeriales, Botryosphaeriaceae. Gene Ontology annotation, molecular function: carboxy-lyase activity. Bases 1 to 510 code for a protein of 169 amino acids. The record is from RefSeq and is a predicted model, not a curated record.